GUCUGUUUAGCUUUCAGACAAUCUGCCUGCCUGCUUGUCUGUCUGUUUAGCUUUCAGACAAUCUUCCUGCCUGCUUGUCUGUCUGUUUAGCUUUCAGACAAUCUUCCUGCCUGCUUGUCUGUCUGUUUAGCUUUCAGACUGUCUGUCUGCCUGCCUGCAUGCCUGCCUGUCUGUGUGUUUAGCUUUCAGCCUGCCUGCCUGUUUGUCUGUCUGUCUGUCUGUUUAGCUUUCAGACUAAUUGUCUGCCUGUCUGUCUGUCUGUCUGCCUGUCUGUUUAGCUUUCAGACAAUCUGUCUGUCUGCCUUUCUGUCUGCUUGUCUGUCUGCCUGUCUGUUGAGUUUUCAGACUAUCUAUCUAUCUGUCUGUCUGUCUGUCUGUCUGUCUAUCUGACCUCCUUCAACAUUACCACUUAUUUCUCAAGUCUCCCCUCUGCACCUCUCUCUCUCUCUCUCUCUCUCUCUCUCUCUCUCUCUCUCCACACAUAUCUUCUUGUCUCCCAGUCUUCAUAGUAGUCUACCUUUCUAUCUCCUUUCACCUGACAUCGGUCUCUCUCCUCACCCCUCUGGCUCUGUCACCAUGGAGCUGUCUGGUCGCCAGGAGGGGGUGUACGUGCAGUGUGUGGAGGGGGGCCCCAGGGAGGGGGCCAGGGAGGGGGGCCCCAUGGUCACCUUCAGCCGGCUACACUACAGCGUGAGGGAGAACAGGAGCCCCUGCAGGAAGGAAGGCCCUGAGAAACUCAUCCUUAAAGAUGUCAGUGGCAUCAUGAGACCAGGGAUGAACGCCAUCAUGGGUCCCACAGGAAGUGGAAAAACAUCGCUGCUGGAUGUGAUCGCGGGCAGGAAGGAUCCAGCAGGGCUGCGUUCAGGGUGUGUGAUGGUGGACGGGAAGGUCGUGACCUCUGACCUCAGGCUCAUGUCAGCCUACGUGGUGCAGGAUGACAUCCUCAUGGGGACUCUCUCUGUGAGGGAGAACUUGCUGUUCAGUGCCAACCUGCGUCUGGACCCAAACACUCACUCCAGCUCCCAGAAGCACAGUAGAGUGGACGCCAUCAUCCAGGACCUGGGACUGAAGGACUGCUCUCACACCAAGAUAGGGACAGAGUUCCUGCGGGGGGUAUCUGGGGGGGAGAGGAAGAGGUGUAGUAUUGGUAUGGAGCUGAUCACGUCCCCCUCUCUACUGUUCCUGGACGAACCCACCACCGGCCUGGACUCCAACACUGCUGGAGCUAUCAUCGUCCUGCUGCACAGGCUGUCUCGUCAAGGGAAGACCAUCAUCUUCUCGAUCCACCAGCCCAGAUUUUCCAUCUUCAGACAGUUCGACUUCCUGACUCUGAUGCACCGAGGAGAGCUGGUCUACACUGGCCACGCUCAAAAGGCCCUGGGAUACUUUACUGACCUGGGGUUCCACUGUGAGCCCUUCAACAACCCUGCUGACUUCUUCCUGGACAUAACUAAUGGAGAGGCCAGGUCAACCUUGGAGAAAACACACACAGAAGACAAUAAUCCGUUAGCGCUCCGCUACAAGCAGUCCUCUCUGUAUCAGGAAGUGUGUGACCAGCUGGACCAUGUGACCAGCGGCCACAACCUGCAGGUCAAAGGUCAAGGGCAGAAGGCUGCCUAUGUCACUUCCUUCUGGUACCAGAUGCGUGUUGUGUGUGGUAGGACGGUGCUGAACUCUCUCAGGAACCCCCAGACCUCCUAUGCUCAGAUGGCUCUCAACAUCUUCUUUGCUCUGCUGGUGGGACUCAUCUACUACCAGAUCCCCCUCACCCUGCCUGAGGCCCUGCAGAACAGGAUUGGAGCGUUCUUCUUCCUCAUUAUCAACAUGGUGUUUGGAAACCUGUCUGCUGUGGAGCUGUUCAUCAACGAGAGAGCACUCUUCAUACAUGAGAACUCCAGUGGGUAUUAUCGUACAUCUGUGUACUUCCUGUCUAAGAUCAUCGCUGACCUCAUCCCUAACAGAAUCAUCCCCAUCUUCGUUUUCUCUGCCAUUGCCUACUACAUGAUGGGUCUGAAGCCAGCCUUCACGUCCUUCCUGUUGUUUGCCUUGACCAUGUCCCUGGUCAGCCUAUCAGGAGUGAGCCUGGCCUUCCUAGUCUCCGCCUCCACCUCCACCUUCGCCAUGGCCAACAUCCUCAUCGCCCUGCCCUUUGUCUUCAUGAUGGUAUUUGGAGGGUUCCUGGUCAACCUGAACGCCAUGCUCAGCUGGUUGUCAUGGCUACAGUGGAUCAGCAUCUUCAGAUACGGACUGGAUGCGGUUACCAUAAAUGAAAUGACAGGACUGGUAUUCUACAGUAAUAACACAAUCCUCCUGGGGGAGAUGUACCUGCAGCUGCAGGGGAUCGACUACAGCCCCUGGGGGUUCUGGAGGAACCAGGUGGCCCUGCUGGGCAUCAUGUCUGUCUGCAUGGGCCUGGCCUACGUGCAGCUCCGCAGGGUCAACCGCUGGAAGUGAUGCUCCAGGACAGGGGGGGACUGUGUGUGUGUGUGGUGUCUGGUGUGUAUGUGUGUGUGUAUGGUGUGUGUGUGACUGGAUUAAUUCCAUAGAAACAACAUAUCAAUAUACCAAAUCAAUAGAUUAAUUUAUAUUUACUUCAUCAACAACUCAUCCAUCAAAAUAUGAAACAUCAAAAUGUGUGUUUAUCAAAUGGUUGUAUCUGGUUAUUAUAAUAUUGCUGUUAUAAUGAAGCCAAUACGUUCAUCGAUCAACAGAUUAAUGUUUCCAGUAGAAAGAUCUUCUGUAAUCACAUCAUGCUAAAUAGUGACAUGUAGGUCAUUGUAUCAAAUUUCCUGAUGUGUAUCCUUUUUUGUUGUUGUUGUUUAUUUAAAACAAUUAAAAAUCGAAGUUUAA
Osmerus eperlanus (European smelt) is the source of this 2850-nucleotide messenger RNA. It is a transcript of the gene abcg2b, whose product is annotated as ATP-binding cassette, sub-family G (WHITE), member 2b. The coding region runs from base 577 to 2454 and encodes 625 amino acids. The transcript has 15 exons. Gene Ontology annotation, molecular function: ABC-type transporter activity; ATP binding; ATP hydrolysis activity. Gene Ontology annotation, cellular component: plasma membrane. Lineage: Eukaryota; Metazoa; Chordata; Actinopteri; Osmeriformes; Osmeridae. Gene Ontology annotation, biological process: transmembrane transport. The record is from RefSeq and is a predicted model, not a curated record.